Messenger RNA from Taeniopygia guttata (zebra finch), 628 nucleotides. RefSeq names its product DnaJ heat shock protein family (Hsp40) member C19 (gene DNAJC19). Gene Ontology annotation, cellular component: PAM complex, Tim23 associated import motor. Gene Ontology annotation, molecular function: ATPase activator activity. Gene Ontology annotation, biological process: protein import into mitochondrial matrix. NCBI's taxonomy places the organism in Eukaryota, Metazoa, Chordata, Aves, Passeriformes, Estrildidae. The record is from RefSeq and is a predicted model, not a curated record.
CUCUCCUCACAGGAGAUGCUCCAGACCCCAAACCACCUUUGUGCCUCCCCAGCAGAUCUUUGUCUUUCUUGUACCGAAGGAGCCCAGAACCGGCCAUAUUCACCUCAGGAGGGACUGAAAAACUACUUUCAUUUCAAGAAAAAGCGAAAAAGAGAAUCUGGCGUGCGAGAAGCCUCUGGAUCAGGGCCGAAAUCGCUUGAUUACAUUAACAGUAAGGCCAGCACCAUGGUGGCGGUCGGCCUGGCCAUAGCGGCAGCCGGAUUCGCAGGUCGCUAUGCAGUAAAAGCUUUGAAGCAAAUGGAGCCACAGGUAAAGCAAGCCCUUCAAAACCUACCAAAACCUGCCUUCAGUGGUGGUUAUUACAGAGGUGGAUUUGAACCCAAAAUGACUAAACGAGAAGCAGCUUUAAUACUAGGAGUGAGCCCUACAGCCAACAGAAAUAAAAUUAGAGAAGCUCAUAGACGGAUUAUGCUUCUGAAUCAUCCAGAUAAAGGUGGAUCUCCGUAUGUAGCAGCCAAAAUUAAUGAAGCUAAGGAUCUACUAGAAGACCAAGCUAAAAAAUGAAUGAGAAAGUGACUCAUUGGUUUGUCCCUGCAAAUUAUUAUUUUUGAUAAAUGGCUUAAGAAAA